UAGAUAAACAAACCCUGCCAGCCCCUUCAUCAUUCAACGCACCUCUUUGUUAAUCUCGCCCCAAUUUCACAGAUAUUUCUCCACUCCGCAAAUCUCUCUUUUCAGUCUAAGAACCAUGGUCCUACAACUAUGGGACACCAUCAAAGAUUCAAUCACAGCAUACACAGGUCUAUCUCCUGCUACUUUCUUCACAGUUGUUGCUUUGGCUCUUGCUUUCUACUAUGUUGUCUCGGGUUUGUUCGGUUCAUCUGACCAUGGUCACCACCAAAGGUCAAGAGAUUUUGAGGAACAGAUGCAGCCUUUGCCCCCUCCUGUUCAACUUGGAGAAAUUACUGAAGAAGAGUUGAAAGAGUAUGAUGGGUCUGAUCCCAAGAAGCCUCUUUUAAUGGCUAUUAAGGCUCAGAUCUAUGAUGUUUCUCAAAGCAGAAUGUUCUAUGGACCUGGGGGACCUUAUGCAUUGUUUGCUGGAAAGGAUGCUAGUAGAGCUCUUGCCAAGAUGUCCUUUGAGGAAAAAGAUCUCACCGGGGAUAUCUCUGGCCUUGGUCCUUUUGAGCUUGAGGCCUUACAAGAUUGGGAAUACAAAUUCAUGAGCAAAUAUGUCAAAGUUGGGACUAUCAAGCAGGCAGUGCCAGUAACUGAGGGGGCAGCUAACGGCGAAUCUGUUGAAGCAACUGAUCGUGAAGCUAAGCCAGCCGAGGAUGGUGCAUCAGCGAGUGCCAAGCCGUUGGAAGAUGAUGUUCCAUCAGAGAGUGUUGUUGCUGAAACUGUGGACAAAUCUGAUGUUGAUGUCGACAAGAAGGAUUAAUGGUGACGCUAGUAAAAGCUGAGAACCAGAGGGAACUGUGCUUGUGGAGAUCAAAAAAAAUAUGACAUGGUGUAUUUGUUUAUUAUCUUGUGUCACAUGAGGCUCCUUGGCAGUCAAGGUAGUUUAAAUGUCUAAAUUGUUGUAUGAAAUAAUGAAGAAAGCAUUUUACUUCCUGUUUUUAUAGGUGUUUUAUUGAUGUAAUACUUGAUUAUGGUGGAAAGACCUCUUUAUCUCAAAGCAGUGCAUCUCUAAAUGUUGCAGGUGCGGUAGCCGCAUGAUGAAUAAUAUGUCUCAUCUCUUUCCGCCCUUA
This is a messenger RNA of Nicotiana tabacum (common tobacco), 1115 nucleotides long. RefSeq names its product membrane steroid-binding protein 1. Gene Ontology annotation, cellular component: endomembrane system; membrane; endoplasmic reticulum. The record is from RefSeq and is a predicted model, not a curated record. NCBI's taxonomy places the organism in Eukaryota, Viridiplantae, Streptophyta, Magnoliopsida, Solanales, Solanaceae.